This is a messenger RNA of Lactuca saligna, 1008 nucleotides long. Lineage: Eukaryota; Viridiplantae; Streptophyta; Magnoliopsida; Asterales; Asteraceae. The record is from the annotation of a GenBank genome assembly.
AUGGAUCAUGAACCACGACAUGAGUUUGUAUCAAGGCUUGAUAAAUGUAAGGAUCAUUUUCUUAACAUUCUACUUUGUGAUGCGAACAUUAGAAAUGCAAGUAUGACUGAUGAGAUGAAAGAUCGAGUGGACCAUGGUAAUGAUUUGCAAAAUGAUGAGGAGGCAGAGGAAGAAGUGACCAACAAAUACAGAAUACACGAUCCAAAUGUUAGGUGGGAUAAGAUGGAACCUAAGUUAGGGGACGUGUUCGAAUCACCUGCACAACUGAAAUUCUGUGUGACAAACUAUGCAGUAAAUGGAGGGUACCAAAUAUACUUUCAGAAGAGUGACAAUAGAAGAAUUGUUGCAAUAUGUGGUAAGAGACAUGAAGAUAAUAAAUGCUCUUUUAGACUUUAUGCAGCAUGGAUGUACAAUGACAGAACCUUUCAGGUUAAAGCAAUGAAUUCUGAGCAUCUUUGUUCUAGAGUGUUUAAAUUUGGGUCUAUUGUUACCCCAGAAUGGAUUGGAAGACACUAUGUUAGAAGGGCAAAACAGUGGGCAAAAGAACUGAUUGAGGGUAAAUUAAAUGAACACUAUGCAAGAAUUUGGGAUUAUGCCCAAGAGUUAUUGAGAUCAAACCCUGUGUCUACAUGCAAAGUUGGUGUUACUAACAAUCCAGAUGAUAACAAUUAUUUUAAAAGGUUUUAUAUAUGUUUCAAGGCUUUAAGUGUUUGCUGGAAAAUAGGGUGUAGGAAGGUAAUAGGGUUGGAUGGAUGCUUCCUAAAGGGUCAGGUAAAAGGUGAAUUACUCACAGCCAUAGGUAGAGAUGCUAAUAACCAAGUGUUCCCAAUAGCUUGGGCUGUUGUUGAUGUGGAAAACAAGGAUAAUUGGACCUGGUUUCUGGAGCUUCUGAAGGAUGAUCUUGACCUUGGUACUGGUGUAGAUUUGGUUGUUAUUUCUGAUCAACAUAAAGUAAGUUCCCUUAUAAUUAUAGUAUACUUCAAUUUGAUUAUUUCAAUAUGGUUAUAA